This is a messenger RNA of Lotus japonicus, 5737 nucleotides long. RefSeq lists its product as uncharacterized. The transcript has 8 exons. Lineage: Eukaryota; Viridiplantae; Streptophyta; Magnoliopsida; Fabales; Fabaceae. Bases 290 to 5392 code for a protein of 1700 amino acids. The record is from RefSeq and is a predicted model, not a curated record.
AGUGAAUUUAGAAAGGGAAAAAUGGUUACUCCAACCAGCGAAGGGCAAUAUUUUGGUUCGCAUGCUGCGCUGUUCUGUUAAUCGACUACUCCUAUUCCUCUUCCUCUUCCUCUUCAAAAGCCCUAAAAAAAACCCACCCAUUUUCCUCUUCAAAUUCCACCCAUUUUCCCCUCACUAUUUUCACUUCCUUCCUUUUUCCCUCAUCGCCAUUUCCCAGAAAUCUUUUCGCUUUCCCUUCGCUGUUAAAAUCACCCUCAAACGAUGAAUUGAUUCCUGCAUUCAUCGUUUCAUGAUGGAGGGCAGUGAAGCUGUCGAUGAUCAGAACUCGGGAUGGUUCCAAGUCAAAAAGAAGCACAGAUCAAAAUUCUCUUUGCAGAGCUGGGUGGGAGGGUUUUCAGGGAAAAAUGCCUCUCACACUCGGCAUUCCGUGAAUAAAAAGGAUGCCAAUUCACAUAGCAAGCAGAAAACUCAAGUUUCGAGGUCAGGGGGGAAUUUUUUACAGAACCCUGUUCCUGGGAGUGUUACGAGUUCUCUUUCCGUGUCAAAGGAUGAAAAGGGUACAGCUACACACAACCUUAAUACAGGUGUGGUUAGACAUGACACUGAAACUCAUAAGUCUGCUCCACUAGUUAGCUUGGAUUCUCGAGGAAAUAUUGAAGAAGCCGGUAAGUUACAACAAAAUGACAAGCCUGACGUAGCGCAGAAAAGAAGAUGGGGUGAUUUAGAGGAAGGGGGAUUGGCACUGCCGCAUGAGAACUUGAUUGGAGUUGGAAUUAAGUUUGGUAGUAUUGGAGAUGAUAGUUUGCUUAGCUGUAAAAAGCAUGAGAAUGUCCCUGAUCCUUGUGAUUCAUCUCAUACACAAGAAAAGGACUUGACAGCUACAACUCCUGAUGUAGAGAUACUUUCUGAUCCUUCCUUGAAAUGUGAGGAUCACGAAUUCGGAGAGAAGGGUAGAGAUGUUGUGAACGUAACCUUGGAACAUUUAGAAACUCAAGAAAUGAAUGGGAAAAAAGUUGGUCCCGAAGAUGAUACUUUAUAUUGCAAUAAGAAAACUGAAGAAGUCAGUGAAACAGCAACUGAUUGUGGCAUUAACAAUGAAUCUUUGUCUGGCAACGAUUCUGUGAUGGUUGGAAAUGAAGCCCAUGCUGUUAUCAAUGCGGCAAGUGAUAUCAAAACUUUUGAAAUACCAGAACAGAAUUGCAGCUUAAGCAAUGCAGUUACUUCCCAGGAUUCCGAGUCACACGUACUUGAUAAUUGCAGCUUAAGCAAUGCAGUCAUUGCCCAGGAUACCGAGUCACAAGUACCUGAAAGUGUUAAUGAUUCUAUAACUUCUGUUGAAGAGGUUAGAGAUCCACUGGAUGGUAUUGUGGAAGAUGUUGUUUCAAGCUCUCAUAGUGUGAGUGCUCCUGAAGAAGUGGAUUCAAAUGAAAGCAAAGAAAGGUUCAGACAGAGGCUUUGGUGCUUUCUGUUUGAGAAUCUUAAUAGGUCUGUCGAUGAACUUUAUCUUCUUUGUGAACUAGAAUGUGAUUUGGAGCAGAUGAAGGAGGCAAUUCUUGUUCUUGAGGAGUCAGCAUCUGAUUUUAAAGAUCUAAUCACUAGAGUUGAGGACUUUGAAAAGGUUAAAAAGUCUUCUCAAAUAAUUGAUGAAGUUCCUGUCAUCUUGAAGAGUGAUCAUCGCAGGCCACAUGCUCUCUCAUGGGAGGUCCGAAGGAUGACAACUUCACCACAUAGGGCAGAUAUACUGUCUUCAUCUCUUGAGGCUUUUAGAAAGAUACAACAAGAGCGUGCUAGCUUGAAAUUAAGCAAUAACACAGAACAUGCCAUGUCUAAAUGUUUGACUUCUGAAUCUGUUGGCAAUAUGAAUGGAACACACAAUGCCAAAAAUUCAAGGACAAAGUCAAGAAAGCAUAUUGGGUCUUCAGAUGCUAACCAAGGGAAUCUGAAUGUGAAAAAGCACAAUAUUGAAGGGACCAAACCCUGUGAUGCAAUCAGAGUGCAAAAAGGAUAUAUCCCACCAGAAAGCUUAUUAACUUCAGAAGUUGAUUUAGCUAAAUUACCUUCCUUAGAAAAUUCUUCUGCUUUGGCAACUGCUAAGGUUAAAACUCACCUUGGAUCUGGAGCGGAUAAGCUGCUUUCUUUAAAAGAUAAAGCACCCACAGAAGUUAUUAAUGAGAAGAACCCCAGAUCCACAGAUAACCUUAGGAGGCAAAUGCAGCUGCCUGAAAAAGAUAAGGAAAAAAGGAGUACAUCACUGGGAAAGUCCAUGAAUGCUUGGAAGGAGAAGAGGAACUGGGAGGACAUACUUUCAUCUCCAUUUCGUGUCUCUUCCCGCAUGUCAUAUUCACCAAGCCUGGGCAGGAAAAGUGCUGAGCGUGUACGUACACUGCAUGACAAACUAAUGUCUCCUGAAAAAAAGAAGAAAACAACUUCAGACUUAAAAAAGGAAGCAGAAGAAAAACAUGCUCGUGCUUUGAGAAUCAGAAGUGAGUUAGAAACUGAGAGAGUUCAAAAGCUUCAACGCACAUCACAAAAACUAAAUCGUGUCAGUGAAUGGCAUGCUGUUCGUCAUUUGAAGCUACGAGAGGGUAUGUAUGCUCGCCAUCAACGUAGUGAAUCUCGUCAUGAGGCUUUUCUGGCUCAAGUGGCAAAGAGAGCUGGUGAUGAAAGUAGCAAGGUGAAUGAGGUUCGGUUUAUUACUUCCUUAAAUGAAGAAAAUAAGAAAUUGAUUUUGCGUCAGAAACUUCACGGGUCAGAGUUGAGGAGGGCUGAAAAGCUUCAAGUGAUAAAAUCUAAGCAAAAGGAGGACUUGGCCAGGGAAGAAGCUGUUCUUGAGCGUCGAAAACUUAUUGAAGCUGAAAAGUUACAACGUCUUGCUGAGAUGCAGCGGAAAAAAGAGGAGGCUCAAAUCAGAAGGGAAGAGGAAAGAAAAGCAUCAAGUGCAGCACGGGAAGCAAGAGCUAUUGAACAGCUUCGAAGGAAGGAAGAAAGAGCCAAAGCACAACAAGAGGAAGCCGAGCUUUUGGCUCAGAAAUUAGCAGAAAGACUCAAUGAAAGUGAACAACGUCGUAAGAUUUACCUGGAACAAAUUCGGGAAAGAGCAAAUUUGAGGGACCAAUCAUCCCCUUUGCUGCGUCGAUCAUUAAAUAAAGAUGGGCAAGGUAGAUCUACUCCUAACAACAGCAGUGAUGAUUCUCAAACAAACAUUGCCUCUGGAUUAGGUUCUAGUCUCGGAAUUGGCAGCAUCACGUUGCAACACUCAAUGAAGAGAAGAAUAAAGAGAAUUCGACAAAAGCUUAUGGCUUUAAAGUAUGAGUUUCUUGAACCGCCUCUUGGUGGUGAAAGUGCUGGCAUUGGAUACAGAGUAGCAGUAGGUGCUGCCAGGGCAAAAGUUGGCCGGUGGCUUCAAGAACUUCAAAGACUUAGACAAGCAAGAAAAGAAGGGGCCACAAGUAUAGGGCUAAUCAUUUCUGAAAUGAUAAAGUAUUUGGAGGGAAAGGACCCUGAGCUACAAGCAUCUCGUCAAGCUGGACUAAUUGAUUUUAUUGCUUCUGCACUGGUUGCGUCUCACACAUCAAAACCCGAAGCGUGCCAGGUUACAUUGCACUUGUUAAAACUUCUGAAAGUAGUACUGUCUGCACCUGCAAAUAGGAGUUAUUUCCUUGCACAGAAUCUUUUGCCUCCAAUCAUCCCAAUGCUUUCAGCAGCCCUUGAGAACUAUAUAAAGAUUGCAGCAUCUUUAAGUAGUCCUGGCAACUUUAGUUUGCCUUCAAAUAAAGCAUCACUUGAGAACUUUGAAUCAGUUUCUGAAAUAUUAAAUAAUUUCUUGUGGGCUGUUACUGCAAUACUUGGCCAUAUAAGCUCAGAAGAAAGGCAACUUCAGAUGCGGGAUGGCUUGCUGGAGUUACUGAUUUCCUACCAAGUGAUUCACCGGUUAAGGGAUCUUUUUGCACUUCAUGAUAGGCCUCAGAUGGAAAUGUCAGCAUUUCCAGCCCCUAUUCUCUUAAGCAUACAACUUUUGAUGGUUUUGACUUCCAGACCUGGCAAAUCAAGUUAUAUUGACUGGGAAUAUUCCCCUGUGGCAAUGGAGCUGGAAAUUGGCGGUGAAGGGGCUAAGUUUGCAGAUUCUGUUGGUCCCUUAUCAGUGAUCAAUGGAAGCUCAGUUAUGCAUUUACCUGAUGUCCCUGAGGACAGACCGUUGGAUGAAACAAUCAAGGUGAACAGGAAUGAGGAAUCUAUUUCUAUUGGUAAGGAUUGUAAAUUGGAGCAUGAUAGUUCUGAUAAAUUGAAAAAUGAUGAGAUGGAGAAGAUAGAUGAUCUGGAUGAACCCCAGAAAAAUCAGGGUGGGGAUAUUGCUAAUUCUUUUGUUUCCCAGAAGGAUGAAAAGCAUACAAUGGUAAAUAUUACUACACAGAAAAAUGAAAAAUCAUCAAAUUUGGCUCAACCAGUGGUGUUUCUUCUUUCGGCUCUUUCGGAAACUGGACUUGUUAGUCUCCCUUCCCUUUUGACUGCUGUUCUUCUGCAGGCCAACAAUAGAUCAUCCUCUGAACCGGCCUCAUUUAUCCUUCCAUCUAAUUUUGAAGAGGUGGCAACUGGAGUACUUAAGGUGCUAAACAAUGUGGCUCUUUUGGAUCUUGUAUUUCUGCAACGAAUGCUGGCUAGGCCAGAUCUGAAAAUGGAAAUUUUUCAUUUGAUGAGCUUCAUGCUUUCUCAUUGUGCCAGCAGGUGGAAAACUCCGAACGAUCAGGUUGGUUCCCUUAUGCUUGAAUCUCUAUCUCUUCUGGGUCACUUUGCAUUGUUUCAUCCUGGAAAUCAAGCUGUCCUUCGAUGGGGAAAGAGUCCCACCAUCCUCCAUAAGGUGUGCGAUCUUCCAUUCAUUUUCUUCAGUGACCCAGAGUUGAUGCCAAUCUUGGCUGGCACAUUAGUCGCUGCAUGCUACGGGUGUGAGCAGAACAAGUUCGUAGUUCAACAAGAACUGAGUGUUGACAUGCUACUUUCCUUGCUAAGAUCAUGCAAAAGUGCUGCACCUGCAACUCAGCUUAUAACCUUAGACAAUUCCGCAACAGAUGAAUCUAGUGAACCUAAUCAAUUAGGUACUGAAUUUAGAAAGACUCAAGUGGACAUUCCUGUAAAGCACAGCCGUUCCAACGGCAAAGGCAUUCGGGCUUUCUUGGGAAAGAGUGGUGUUCUGGGAAAUAGCUUAAAAAAUGGCAGGUUGAAAAGUUUAAGGGACGGCAAGACUACUAAAAGUUCUGAAGAAGUGGUUCCUAGGCAAAAUCUAUCUACAUCGGAGACAUCACAUUCCAUGUUGCAUUGUAGAUUUCCUCAGAGCUUCAUUGAUAAAGUAGAGCAAUUCUUCUCAGCAGAAAUUGCCAAUGGGGUAGAUGGCGUCUAGUUUAAACAUUUUGAACUCAUUUUGAUUAUUUAAGGAUCUACACGCAUGCCCAACUGAUGAUAGUACAACCACAUAAGCAUUCAAAAAGCUGAUGAGGCUCUGAAGACUAACUGAGUUAUAUACCAUAUUCGUUUCUUAGUCGAUGCCAAAUAUAUUGAUCUGUUCGGGAAAUAUAAAUAUACGUAGUACAGGUUGAGCAUCUUUGUAAUACAUAUACAAUAGAAAAAUGGCUGAUCAACUACCAUAGAUGAAAUUGUAGCUAAUAUGGAUUCCAGUAUCAAUGUCAUAUGGAUUCCAGACCAACUUUCUGAAUUAUCAAUCUUUAUACAGUGAGUUUUACAAUGA